Molecule: messenger RNA, 1233 nt
Organism: Exophiala bonariae
Lineage: Eukaryota; Fungi; Ascomycota; Eurotiomycetes; Chaetothyriales; Herpotrichiellaceae
Exons: 1
Coding region: 1-1233 (410 amino acids)
Molecular function (GO): monooxygenase activity; FAD binding
Source: RefSeq, a predicted model, not a curated record
AUGAAGAUAAUAAUACUCGGUGCUGGUGUUGCUGGACUUGCAUCGGCAAUCUCGUUGUCGAAAUGGAGCGACGAGCCACCAAGCAUCACCGUCGUCGAGGUUCGACCUGAGCCAUCCUCCAUCGGAGGUGCAGUGGGCCUGACACCGAACGCACUGCGCUGUCUCCAUCACCUCGGAGUCUUGUCACGCAUCCGAAAACACAACUAUGGCGCCGACAUCGAUAAAAUCGAGCUCUUCACCAUUUACACAGGAGCACGACUAGGCGAAAUCAAGUUUACUGGGAACACUGGCAAAGGAGUGGGUGACCCCGCAUUCAAAGGACUUAGGAUCAUGCGGUCGGAUCUGUUACAGGCUCUCUCGGAGACGGCAUUGGCUCUGGACAACAUUGAUAUCAAGUAUGGUCUAAAAGCAACCAAGCUCGAAGAAGAUGACAGCAGGAUUACCGUCACAUUCGACAAUUGUACCAGUCUCGCAGGCGAUAUACUCAUAGGCUGUGAUGGCAUACACUCCUUCGUCAGAUCCAAACUGGUAGACACAGAGCGGACACCGGAGUACACGGGUAUCGCCACCGUAUUCGGCUUUGCAUAUCUCGCAGAAGGAGAUAAGGUCCCAUGGCAAGAUACAGGCCUCUGUCAGUCCCAACGUGGAAGCCUCAUGACUUCCUACCUCGAGUCAACCAGGAAGCAGCAAUUCAUAGCAGGGGUCAUGGAGACCGCGGACGUCGUGUCAAGGGAGGGCUGGAAGGCUCGAGGAUCUGAACAAGAAAGCAUUAAACGAAAUGUGCAUGACCGAUUUGGAAAUAGUGCGAUCAGGUUCCUCGACCCACUUAUUGAGGCGACCGAGCAUUGGUCCCUAUAUCCUGUCUACAAACUCGCACCCAGAGGCAACUGGGCAUCGAAGCGUGCUAUAUUACUCGGAGAUGCCGCGCACGCAAUGCCCCCGCAAGGUGAAAGUACGGCAUAUGCGCUCGAGGACGCCAUUCUCUUCGCUCGUAUUUUGCAGAAGUAUCAACCAAAAGGCGUGCAGCUAGUCUUUGAUGCAUAUCAGAAGAAACGAAGAGUACGAAUGGAUGCUGCAUAUGACGAGUCCGUCUGGGGUUGGGAAACGCAGAAGGACUGUGGGUGGCUUUCGUUCUUGCUGAGAACUUGGAUCACAUCAGGCUACUUGUGGUGGACCACUUCCGCGAGACAGAAACGAUACAUAGAAGAUGUCGGUACAAUCGAUCUAGACUAG